This is a messenger RNA of Schistosoma mattheei, 222 nucleotides long. The record is from the annotation of a GenBank genome assembly. NCBI's taxonomy places the organism in Eukaryota, Metazoa, Platyhelminthes, Trematoda, Strigeidida, Schistosomatidae.
AUGUCAACGUGUGCACCACAUUCAUACCGAAACACAAAUGGUUCCGAAUAUAUAUGGGGAUUCGAAGGAGUUCCGUUCAACUUGGUAGUCAAUAGCGCCAUAUUCGUCAUUUGUAUUGGCCUCUACCUUAUAUUACAAGAAAUAAUCGAUAGAGAAUUUGUCCCCAAAAGAGAUUUCCAGGACUAUGUGGAAAAAACGCGUAAAUCAAGAUUUGGAAAUUAG